Messenger RNA from Girardinichthys multiradiatus, 3675 nucleotides. Its product is annotated as serine protease 23-like. The coding region runs from base 330 to 1538 and encodes 402 amino acids. The record is from RefSeq and is a predicted model, not a curated record. The transcript is spliced from 2 exons. Lineage: Eukaryota; Metazoa; Chordata; Actinopteri; Cyprinodontiformes; Goodeidae. Gene Ontology annotation, molecular function: serine-type endopeptidase activity. Gene Ontology annotation, biological process: proteolysis.
GCUGCGGUGAUGUGAUAUCACAUGACUGCGCUGGGCUUGGUGCUCUGCGUCCUCGUUGGCGGAUGUGACACUGGAGAUCAAGCAGACGGCAGAUCCUUCUCCAGAAGCGCACAAUGAUCCAGCUCAUUCGUCCUGGACGGAGUUGCAGGUUGUGGACCGGACCAAACCGUCUCGGCUCGACGUAAAGCCUUAAGUUUCCAGACAUACAAGGCAACUGGUACCUUUUUAAAGUCGGAGACACAGCCGGUUCUUUUGGUGGGUGUCUCUGCGGCGGAUUGAGGGGUUUUCCCUCAGCGUUCAGCCAUAGGCUCACCUGCAGAGGCAGGACCAUGCGCUCCAGAGCUGCGCUUCCCCGGUUUGCCUCCCUUUUGUGUCUCCUUUUCCUCCCUUCUGUUUUGUCCUCCCCUCCUCAGCGUCAAUGGAUUCUCCAGCGUAUCCCUGUGGUCCUGCCCCAGCAGACAAAGGCUCGACCAACCCCACAGUUUCUGAAUGAGGCACGCCUGGAUGUUGCCUCCCCCUGUGACCCAGAAUGCCACAAGAAAGCCCCUCUUCCCAGCUACUGGGAUUUGCGCAGCCUUCUGGCCUACGAGACUCUCCACUCCGAUGGUCAACUCACUGAGACUGCCAUUGGGAUUUAUGGCUACAACCCCUACUCCAGUACCAGUCCAGCUUACUCCUCUGGGUCUUUUGGUAAGGCUGAGAGGUCACAUGUCAGAAACAAACGACAGAUAUUUGGACACGAUGGGCGUUUUAGUAUUGCUGGGCAGAGCUUCCUUCUUAAGUACCCAUUCUCGGUGGCUGUGAAACUGUCCACUGGAUGUUCUGGUACACUGGUGGGAGACCGUCAUGUUCUCACAGCUGCUCAUUGUGUUCACGAUGGCAAAAACUAUGUGAAAGGAGCCCAGAGGCUUCGAGUUGGCUUUUUAAAACUAAAGCAACGAGAUGCACAACAUUCAUCAAUGUACCUUCCCUCUAACUUUUCCAACCACAUAGAGGGAGGCCCUGCUCAAUACUCCCCACCUGCCAAUGACAAAAUGAAGUUCCAGUGGAUCAGAGCCAAGCGCACCCACGUUCCCAAAGGUUGGAUUAAAGGGAAUGCCAAUGACAUCGGGAUGGACUAUGACUAUGCAUUGCUAGAACUGAAAAAACCUCACAAACGCCGCCACAUGAAGUUGGGUGUCAGCCCCCCAGCUCAGAGACUUCCCAGUCGUCGUGUCCACUUUUCAGGAUUUGACAAUGACCGCCUUGGACAGCUAGUGUAUCGGUUCUGUCGGGCCGGUGAGGAGACGUCAGACUUGUUGUACCAGCACUGUGAUGCUCAGCCUGGGGCCAGCGGCUCUGGAGUCUAUGCCCGGAUGUGGGAUGGGAGGCGCCGGCGUUGGGAGCGCAAGGUGAUAGGUGUUUUUUCCGGGCACCAGUGGGUGGAGAAGAAAGAGACAUCUCAGGAAUUUAAUGUGGCAGUCAGAAUCACACCUCUUAAAUAUGCACAGAUCUGCUACUGGAUUAAAGGAAACUUUGUGGAUUGCAGAGAGGGGUAAAGAAGACUACUCAGAGGUGUAGCAACAAAAAUAACUGUCGUGCUCCAGGAACUGUUUCACAUUUUGUCACAACUUUCAACAUUUUUUAAGAUAGUAGACAACUGAAUCUUUACCUGCUUUGCGCAUCUAGACACCAAAAUCGUUGCCUCCUUUUCUUUUCUAAAAUGGCUCAAGCUCAGUCAUGUUGGAGCUGAACUUUGACUGGAUCUAACACAUUACAUUGUAGCUCGGGCUGUAUGUUUAUUCUCAUCCUCUAGUGUGUUUUGAUAUCAGCUCUGUGGCUCUCUGAACAAGGCGGCAUGCCAUGGGGAUGUCUUUAGCAUUCAAAAAAAUGUCAGUUACAAAGUUGCACCCCAAAAAGUUUUGUUUCCAUAAUUGCAUGUCCAGUCAAUGUGGAGCUACUUUGGCCAGUCCCAACUCUAGGGGUUUUGCCUUUUUUAAGCACUCAUAAGAAAAUAUGUUUAUGCACCAGUGGCUGGCUAAAGAUUCUGAAGUUGGUUAAGAAAUUAAAAAUUCACAACUUUUUUAAAAGAGCAUGGGUAUGAUUACAAAAUACCUAGUUAAAAAUCCAAAGUACUUACAGGUAUAGAUGAGUCAUCUAUAAAAUUAUUUUAGUAAAGAACAAUACUAGAACCGAACUGACCAAGAUUUUUUUAUUUCUUGGUGUUUUUGAUGAGUUACAUCAUAAAAAGUUUUUUUUUUUUUUUCAAAAUGGUGUUUAUCUAGGGAGUGGGUACGUGUUUUUUUCUGUGGAAGGGGGCCUGGGUACAGAAGGAAUGUGUAGCCCAGGAAGGUAUUUAUGCAAGAAUCACCACUGGUUGUCCCUCUUGCAGGUGAAACUCCUUCCCAGUCUCAACACUUUUUGUAAUUUUGCCUGGCAUUUAGCUCCUUCUAUUUUGCCAACAACUCUGUCCACCUUCCCUGUCCUGCAAAAAAGAGCAUCCCCGUAGCAUGAUGCUGCCACCUCCAUGUUUCACCAUGGGGUUCUGUUUUCAGGGUGAUUUACAGAGAUAGUUUACAACCACCGAUUUUGCAUAUUUGACAGAAAGUUACAUUUUGGUCUUAUCUAACAAACGUUUGAUUUAACUUUUGAAUCAACUUUAGAGAAAGCUUGGUAUAUGGUUUUAUAAGGUAACCCUGUUUUAAACACCUGGAUAACUUUUUCACUGCAUUAAUCACUGAUGUGGCCUUUACUGAACAGCUGUAUGUAUUCUAAGCUUAUAUUUCACACAGCUUGACUUUAUUUUGAAAUUAUGUGAUUUCUAAGGACAAUUUUUUUUGCAGUUUAUUGUCUUUUGGGGUAUCAAAGUACAGGGGACUAUACCCCACUUUACUGAUUUUUUUUGUUUUAAAAACUAUGCAUGUUUUUCCUUACACAUCACAAUUAUGUGCUACUUUGUGUAGGAAAUCCCAGUAAAAUACAUUUAAUUUGGGACUAAUGUGACAAGGGGAACAAUUCAAGGCCCAUGAACACUUUUGUGAGGCAUUGAUUGCAUCUUCCUCUGGAAUGCUGGAAGCCAGAAGGUUCCACAUUUAUCAUCCCUUUGUUUAGCACUGGUAUAUUAAAACAAAGUGGGUCAGAAAAACUCUCGUUAAUGACAUAUUGAUUGAAACUGCUAUGCUCAUCAUUGCACCUUUAUUCAAAUAUCUAAAAAUAUAUAUAUUUUAAAGAAGAGAUCUGCUUUUUAAAAGAUUAUUGUGAACAGUUGAAGUCUGUUAGCUUUUAUUAUGUGGAACACAAACUGAUGGAGUGGAUACGAUUCCUUUUAUUACAAUUAUCUUUGUCAAUACUUUACCUAAAAAUGCACUGUCAAGACUUCCUUUGACUGAAAAUACCUGUGGAUGAAUGUACACAUCAGCAAAGCCAAAGUUGCAAUCUGUGUGUUUUUCAAACUAUCUUGCACUUCUUCUUGUAGACAUAAAAGUUAUCAACAAGCAUACUGAAUUUUUUAUGUUGAUGGAGUCUAAUAGAUCUUUAUUAUGCAGGACGGGGUAUGAGUUGUUGGAUUUUGUUGUAUGGCGCCAUCUGGAGGCGUGAUAAAGCACGGCAUGUGUCCACAAACUACCACCCCAACUUGGCUUAGAUUCAGAUGAGCCUGAGUGCAGAAAAUGUAAUAAAAUAUAUUCUUUCAAAUAA